AUGGCAAUAUUUUAUUUCCCAUCUAUUUCAUUGCAACUAAUUGUCUUAUGUGGACUAAUAACGAUCCGUGGCAUACUAUGCUGCCCGGUUGGAUGCCAAUGUCAGCCAAGUACAUCUUGGUGGUGUCAUAAUGUUAACAUCAGUAGCAUUGCUCAGGCUGUCAAUACUAGCCAUGUUACCAGAUUUAAUCUAUUUCUACAGUGCCGUCAGGAUAGUAAUAGUCUCGAGCAUAAGGCGAAUACUGUCGUUUGUACCUGUGAUGGAGGGUUCAAAGAGUCUGCAGACAUGGACUCCUUAGAACAGGACAGUAUUCGUGAAAAUAUCUUUGACAAUUUUGUUGGUAAUGAAAGAAAAUAUCCGCAAAGCCCUCUUAACAAUUUCAUUAGAUAUCAAACAAAGUUAUUAAAUUUGCAGUGUCCACAAAAUUUCUUUCACGAUCUCAUUAAGAAACAAUACGGAAUCUAUUUUAGAAACAUAGCUCUUGCAAUUGCCGUCCAAAGUUUAAAAAUUCCAUAA
Messenger RNA from Trichoplax adhaerens, 516 nucleotides. RefSeq lists its product as uncharacterized. NCBI's taxonomy places the organism in Eukaryota, Metazoa, Placozoa, Uniplacotomia, Trichoplacea, Trichoplacidae. The record is from RefSeq and is a predicted model, not a curated record. The transcript has 6 exons. The coding region runs from base 1 to 516 and encodes 171 amino acids.